GCUAAGGCUGUCUCACCACUAGCAAACAAAUUGAACCAGAUCUUGGUUCACAGUCGUAAUUAGCAUCCGCGCAUAGCACUUACGUGUAUACGUGCGUGUCAAUGUCCAUCUGCUUACAUGAUACUUGGCUGUGGAUGGAAGAGGCUAAGGAGUGUGGCUGGCCGGCAGGAGGUGACGUAUCGAUAUCGGCAACCAGGUACAUGUACUACUAAUAUCCUCAAUUUCCCCUCCGCAUCAAACAAGACCACAAUUCCAUCAUAUCACGUAUCAUUAUCAACGACCAACUCGCCCAAGAUGCCCGCUUACAUUGUUACCCUGCACGACGAUGCCACGGAUGAGCAGAUUGCCGCAGCCAAGAAGAAGGCCACCGAAGCUGGCGGCAAGAUCACCCAGGAAUACAGCUUGAUCAAGGGCUUCGCCGUUUCUUACCCCGAAGGAACUGUCUCGACUCUCGCCGAGGACCCGUCGGUUAAGGCCGUUGAGGAGGACGCAGUGAUGACAACGCAGUAGGGGCACUUACCUAUGACACCCACGAUGCUUUGCCUUACACUAGAAGGGAAAUAAACAUAGAGGAUUUUCUACUUUGCAUUGAGCAGAACUACAGUUGGGUUGACGGUGACAGUGACAAUGACGCCCAAAGUAAACAAACGCUGCCCCGCCAUAUCCCCCUCCUUUAGCUUCCUUCUAGUGACGUGACGUAAGUCGAUAAGAGUGGGGAUAAGAGUACGU
Trichoderma asperellum CBS 433.97 is the source of this 729-nucleotide messenger RNA. RefSeq lists its product as uncharacterized. The record is from RefSeq and is a predicted model, not a curated record. Lineage: Eukaryota; Fungi; Ascomycota; Sordariomycetes; Hypocreales; Hypocreaceae.